Paralichthys olivaceus (Japanese flounder) is the source of this 2926-nucleotide messenger RNA. It is a transcript of the gene ahcyl2b, whose product is annotated as adenosylhomocysteinase like 2b. Gene Ontology annotation, cellular component: cytosol. Lineage: Eukaryota; Metazoa; Chordata; Actinopteri; Pleuronectiformes; Paralichthyidae. The record is from RefSeq and is a predicted model, not a curated record. Gene Ontology annotation, biological process: L-methionine cycle.
ACACUAAGAGGAACUACGGGGACCACAAUGCACCUCGGCCGCAGUCUCUCCGUUACGUUCACAUCCGCUCGACUCUCCACCAGUGUUGGAAAAAAGACUUUGUGGAAGUGCAGCGAUGUCAGUCCAGGUUGUGGCAGUGAAAAUGGCAGAGGUCGAACUCAAAGACGUCCCCAGCGGCAAAGGUCUGCCGGCCGAGUCUCCUGUGACACCCACGUCGGAGGGCAAGAGCCUCGGCCGGAGCGACCCCCACGAGGCCGGCUCCUCCGCCGCCGCUUCCCCGACAGCGGAGCCCUCCGUGAAAGCCGGGGACUGCAGCCCGGGCUUGCUCACCCCGAACCCCGCGAAGAUGCCGCAGACGUCGGCUAUGAAGCGCACGGACCCGCAGCAGAACGGCGGGGAGGCUUUUGUCAACCGUGACGGCACCGUCGCCGAGGCUCCGCGGAUGAAAAAGAUCCAGUUUGCUGACCAGAAACAGGAAUUCAACAAGCGCCCGUCUAAGAUCGGCCGGCGCUCUCUGUCCCGCUCUAUCUCCCAGUCCUCCACAGACAGCUACAGCUCAGCGGCAUCAUACACGGACAGCUCCGACGAUGAGACAUCUCCUCGGGACAAACAGCAGAAGAACUCCAAGGGCAACGGGGACUUCUGCAUCAAAAAUAUCAAACAGGCUGACUUCGGACGCAGAGAGAUCGAGAUCGCUGAGCAGGAGAUGCCAGCUCUGAUGGCUCUGAGGAAGCGGGCCCAGGGGGAGAAACCCCUCGCUGGUGCCAAGGUGGUGGGCUGCACCCACAUCACUGCCCAGACUGCUGUGCUGAUGGAGACUCUGUCAGCUCUGGGCGCUCAGUGCAGAUGGGCAGCCUGCAACAUCUACUCCACCCAGAACGAAGUAGCAGCUGCCCUGGCAGAGGGAGGGUUCAGUGUAUUUGCAUGGAAGGGUGAGUCAGAGGACGACUUCUGGUGGUGCAUCGAUCGCUGUGUCAACGUGGAAGGCUGGCAACCCAACAUGAUCUUGGAUGAUGGUGGAGACCUGACUCAUUGGAUUUAUAAAAAAUACCCAAACAUGUUCAAGAAGAUCAAGGGCAUUGUAGAGGAGAGCGUCACCGGUGUGCACAGGUUGUAUCAGCUGUCAAAGGCAGGGAAGCUGUGUGUCCCAGCCAUGAACGUCAACGAUUCUGUGACCAAGCAGAAGUUUGACAACCUCUACUGCUGCAGGGAGUCCAUCUUAGACGGCCUGAAGAGAACCACUGAUGUCAUGUUCGGGGGAAAACAGGUGGUGGUGUGUGGUUACGGAGAGGUUGGCAAAGGCUGCUGUGCUGCCCUCAAAGCGAUGGGCUCCAUCGUCUAUGUCACAGAGAUCGACCCCAUCUGUGCCUUGCAGGCCUGCAUGGACGGAUUCAGGCUGGUGAAGCUGAACGAAGUCAUCAGACAAGUGGACAUCGUGAUCACCUGCACAGGCAAUAAGAACGUGGUGGUGAGAGAGUACCUGGACCGCAUGAAGAACGGCUGCAUUGUCUGCAACAUGGGACACUCCAACACUGAGAUCGAUGUGACGAGCCUGCGGACUACGGAGCUGACAUGGGAGAGGGUGCGCUCUCAGGUGGACCAUGUCAUCUGGCCCGAUGGCAAGAGGAUAGUGCUGCUGGCUGAGGGUCGACUGCUGAACCUCAGCUGCUCCACUGUGCCCACUUUUGUGCUCUCCAUCACUGCCACGACACAGGCUCUGGCUCUGAUAGAGUUGUACAAUGCCCCAGAGGGACGCUACAAGCAGGAUGUUUACCUGCUGCCCAAGAAGAUGGAUGAGUAUGUGGCCAGCCUACAUCUGCCUACAUUUGACGCCCAUCUCACAGAGCUGUCCGAUGAGCAGGCCAAGUAUCUGGGCUUGAACAAGAACGGACCCUUUAAGCCAAACUACUAUAGGUAUUAAACCAGUGUGGGAGUCGGACUGUGGAAAUACCAAUUCUCCAUGAAUCGCACAGACUCGUAGAGGGAGAGAAGGAGGACGGAGGACAGAAUAGUCAACACACUUGCUUUAUAUUUGUGGGGGGGGGGGAGCUCCAACUGAGCCUGAAGAAGAAGGGGGUUGGCGGAGAGGAGUGGAUUUCCACGUGCUUAUGGCGGCCGUUUUAUUUAUUCACGCUUGACGACGAUAAUAAUAACAUUAACUCUGCGGAGCUGCUCCUGCAUUCGCCACUAGCUAGCUCCCCCGGCGUCGUCUUCUUCUGGGAGAUGUUUCACUUCCCUUCCGCUCUGCGUCACACCGUCAUUAUCUCGUUCUCUUUAGACGCUCAUUUGUGUGUCGAGUUGUACGUGAACCCCUUCAUCCUCCCCUCCCCAUUGCCAGCUCUUUUAUUGUUUAACUAUUAAAAAUGAAAUUAUGGAUGCUAAAAGAUAUAUACUAUAUAAAAAAAACUUGAUUAAAAAAAAUCUGUGUGAAUGAAGGUGACCUUUUGAAGAUUUAGUGACGGACACUUUUUCCUGUCCUCUUUUUUUGUUGUUUUUGUCUUUCUUUUCUACUUGUAAUUAUGUUUUUGUUUUCUCUUGUGUAAUAUUUACAAGGGCAGGGUUAGACCUAUCGGGCGGGGUUUAGGCGGGAUCUCGGGGUCCAAUCAUAUCAUGUUUUGUUUCAUCAUUUCGUUGAGAUUCACUGUCUGUUUUUAAACACAUUUUAUUAAGCGGUUUUGUUCUUUUUCCGAUCAGCCUGUAGUAAUUGUUUAUUGCGUCUUUGUUUUGUUUUUUAAGUAUGAGCAGUGAAACUAUCUCAUUAGCUGCUUUUCUCUCGGCCUCCAGCUGCUCACACGUCAACAGUGUUGAAGUCAUGGGAAAGUAUUUCAAGCUUAGUGAGCGCUGAACCUUUUUUCAGUUUGUCUUUUCCUUUACAAAGAGACGAUACUGUAAUCGAAGCAUGACAGGUUGUCAGAUCAUUACAAGG